Messenger RNA from Misgurnus anguillicaudatus (oriental weatherfish), 693 nucleotides. NCBI's taxonomy places the organism in Eukaryota, Metazoa, Chordata, Actinopteri, Cypriniformes, Cobitidae. The record is from RefSeq and is a predicted model, not a curated record.
AUGAUGAUGCCAGGAAAAAGCUCCCUGAAGCAGAACUCUUCUCUGACAUUCAAUCUGAUAGAGAGAACAUCUAGUCAGCCACCAGCAAGUGACCAAUCCCCUUUCUACCAGACAGCUAGUCAGCCACCAGCAAGUGACCAAUCCCCUUUCUACCAGACAGCUAGUCAGCCACCAGCAAGUGACCAAUCCCCUUUCUACCAGACAGCUAGUCAGCCACCAGCAAGUGACCAAUCCCCUUUCUACCAGACAGCUAGUCAGCCACCAGCAAAUGAUCAAUUUCCUUUCUACCAACCAGCGAGUCAGCCACCAGCAUGGAACCAACCACCUCUCCAACAGCUAGCCAGUCAGCCACUGCCAAAUCACCAACCGGCGCUCUACCAUCCAGCAAGUCAGUCAUCAGCAUGUGACCUAUCACCUCUUUACCAGCCAGCAAGUAAGCCACCAACAAGUGACCAAUCCCCCUUCUACAAGCCAGCUAGUCAGCCACCAGCAAGUGACCGAUCCCCAUUCUACAAGCCUGCUAGUCAGCAGCCAGCAUGGAGCCAACCACCUCUCCAACAGCUAGCUAGUCAGCCACUGCCAAAUCACCAACCAUCUGUCUUCCAGCCAAAUAGCCAGUCAAGUUUAGAUUACUUGCAGCCAGCAGCCUCAGAAUCUGGCAUAAGGCGAAACCAACCACUGCAAAGUAUGUAA